GUCAUAGUGAAACGCUGCUGGGUGAACGAACUACUUGAUAAAUGGAUUUCUUUCUCCAGUAGGGUUCACGCCAAGUGACAUACUUGAAUAUUUAAUGAUCUCUUAAAUAAUACUAAUGACGUCAUCAGGAUGUCUGAUGAAUAUUUAAUGAGAUAGAAUAGCAGUACUGAAAACAGUCUAAUUUUUUUAUAGACACUCAAGAAGUUAGAGGACCAAAAUGUAGAAGACACUACACAGCCAGAGACAGGUGAACCUGAUAAUAAAGAGAGCACUAUUAAACAAUAUUUCGACAUCAAGAGAAUGCAGAUGAAAAAGGAAGAAAUGCAUCCUUUCAAUAUAAAGAAUCUGACUCUCUUCACGGAGGGUACAUUCACUCAGUUCCCAGACUCACCAACAGCACAGCACUACCUUAAAGCCUUUCAACUUGUGAAAAAAGGAGUGGAUAAACUUCAAACCAGCAGCUUUAAAGAUCCCAAAGGAAUAAAACUGAUUGCUCAAGGGAUUCUUUAUGAAAACUCUAUCAUACAGUCAUUUCCUGAAUUAACAAUGCGUAAACACAUGGUUUUUGGUUUGAUUCKUGAGCAACUACGAGUUAACCCCUAUUUUUUUGAGGGCUUACUUUUAUUAUUCAAACUCUAUCCAACAGAACAAAAACUUAGUUUAGAAAGCUAUAAAUUAGAUUUCAAGAAAAGCAUGUCUUUGAAAAAUCUUAUUCUGCUGAUCGAGAAAGCUGAGCCAGGCAAGCCACCCAAAGAAGAUCCAUACAACUUUGAAGAAGAAUACAGCAGCUGGUUGCAUGUGCUGUAUUACUUCCUAGGAUCUCUUUAUGUUAUUACUGAUUGCUUUAGAGAGGGAGCCGAAGCCUUUCAGCAAUCACUGCAUUGUUGUCCCAGUUACUAUGAAGCAAAAAUGGGACUAGCUUAUUGUUUGACGAACAUGGCCGCAAACGAUGUCAAAGAUCAGCAACGCAGUGCUGAUGAAGAAUUACUAGAAUCAUUUGAGCCGCCCAAAAACCAGAGAAUACCCAAAGGAGACUACCUAACAUUGACAGACCAACAGCUCAGACAGAAAGCCAAGCAGUUGUUCAUGGAAUAUCUACAAGAAGCACCUGAAUGUGACAAGAAGUAUCCCAACUGUCACUAUCAUUUGGCAACUAUAUAUGUCAUCGAGAAAGACAUACAGGAAGCCAUGAAGUGGAAAGAAAGAGGCGAAGAUGCUGAAGAAAAACGAUUGCCUUUUAUGGAGCCUGUUGAUGUUGGUUCUAAGAAAGCAUUGGAAUUGCUUGAUAUAUUUCCAAUUCCAAAGAAAAUUAAGAAGAAAUGCAGUAACAAAAAGUGCCCUCGAAAAGAAACUGAGACGUUAACGUUGAAGCCAUGUCCAUGUCACAAAGCUUCAUAUUGUGGAAGUGAAUGUCAAGCAGCGGACUGGAAGGAGCACAAGAAGACAUGUUCACAAAAGAAGAAAAAAAGUCCACGAUGAUAUAAGAUUCGUUUAUCGAAGUAUGAUGAUCAUCCGGGUAGAUGUAAUCCUGAGAAGGACUGUUUGAUGGGACUGACGUUUCGACAACCUGAGCGGAAGUCAUCUUAAGAUUCAUUCACCUGGGUUCAGACCGUUCUAUACGAUAUAAGAUUUCUUUGCACCAAGUUUGAGUUCGAGGUCAAAUUCAUUGUUCAGGUGGAGUUUGAGUUCAGGCUAGAUUUCAAAUAAGAAAAUAUGAAGUUAAUGUUCUUUUAAAUGUUCGGAAAACAAUAAAUUAAAUGGGGAAAAAACAGAAGCAAAAGUUUCAUCGCUGGUAUUGUGAGCAAGGACGAAAUUUUUUAAGUAUUAAAAUUACGUUCAGUACAGUCAUUGUAGCAAAGACUACCUACAGUGAGGGUUAAAAUCCGUAGAUGGCUGAGUAUAAGCGAGAUUAUCAAAAGAAUAGACUUACCAUUUGAGAAAAGCCAUGACAAACUCGUUGGUGAAACAUGCAGUCGUCUCGACAAAUCACGGGCUCACAAAAAUAUUUUUGAUGAGAACCGUCGUAACAAACUCGAAGUCAUAUACUUAUUUCGAUUAAAUUAGUCACAAACCCUAUAAAGCAUAGUCACCAAAUCACCUUAUAGAAUAUUUAGGAUAGUACGCGCGCGCUGAUUGGUCGAAAACUGUGCUUUUAUUAGUGAACAGACCACAGUGCUGACGCCAUCUGCGCACGCAAAGUGCUGCUUGAUCCUGCAACCGUCUUUCUUUUUGCGUAAAUGAAUUUAAUACUGAAAAAAAAACAAAAACUACAUAAUAAAACUCAACACAAAAAGUGUUCAUCUUACUCUUCUUCCUGCUUACUUCACUACCAGCGUGCUUUAUUAUUGAACGGAGCAUGUUUUAUUUGUUAACUCAAGCUGUUCUUUAGGUAAAUUGUAGCGAUGUCUUCCUCGACUACCUUACACUUAUUAAAUGAAAUUUUCGCGACACUUUACUUUCGCGAUUUUCGAAAAAUGGCGAAAUUAAAUUGAUGCGAAAAUAGAAAUGACGUGAAAAUCAAGUGACCACCCAUAAUGCAUAUCUAAAUAAAUUUUGAAUUUAAUGAAAAAACACGAACUGUAUCUCGUAGAAACUGAUCAAGUGAUUAGUACCAGAACUGGACCGCCACCCGGCUAGCUUAGUUGGUAAGAGCGUCGGUCUGUUGUGCGGAAGGUCAACACUUAGGAUCUUAAAAUAACUGAGGAGAAGGUGCUGCGUUUGUAAUAG
Molecule: messenger RNA, 2727 nt
Organism: Actinia tenebrosa (Australian red waratah sea anemone)
Lineage: Eukaryota; Metazoa; Cnidaria; Anthozoa; Actiniaria; Actiniidae
Molecular function (GO): protein binding
Source: RefSeq, a predicted model, not a curated record